CCAUGGCGGAGUUAGACCUGAGUCUGAGUGAUGCGCUGACAGACAGCGUUCCCCAGCAGGGCCCGGAGAGCCUGGUGGAGAGGGAUUUUGUGGCCCAGCUGGAGGCAGAGACCUUCGACGACCAGGUCGGGGAGACGGUGGGAAAGACAGAUUACAUCCCUCUACUGGACAACGAUGACACCAGGGCAGACACGGCUACUGCGUUGGAGAAUGGAGAGAAGGAAGCACACGGGGUGCAAAAGCCUGGUUGUAAGCUGACCGCAGGGGGACAGACUUCAGCGUUGCGCCCAGAGCCACAGGGGGAGGUGUGGCCAAGAUCACUUGACCAACAGCAGGCCCUGGCUUCGGACCUUUUAUCAGCCUCCAUGGCAAGUUAUUCAGAUCCUCUGGGCUCUCAGACCAGUCCUGCCCAAAUGAUGGAUGCUGGCCGGAUGGGAGCUUUUUCAGGUUUUUCUCAAUCCACUGGGAUGGGGGUCAACAUCGAGGUGGGGACUGCCCCUCUGUCAGCAAGCAAAGCUGAACCCCAGCACCCCACACCCACAGUGGGAUCAGAUGUCCCUAAAGAGCACAGCCCCAUGAUGCCUGAACCUCAGGCUCCUCGCAGCCCUCUGGACCUGUCAGCAGGUGCAUUAGGCGACUGCUGGCAAGACCAGGCUGGCUGCCUACAGACAGACCUCCCUUUCACCCCAAGCGUCUCCACGGUGAUCAGUCGACACGCCGGCCAUCUUGUAGUCAGCCCUGAUGACCUGCCUGACAGCUGGCCUACCCGAGAGAGCACAGCCUAUGCUGGAGGUGAUGAAAGGGAGGGAGAAGGAUCGGAUAGAAAACAGAAGAAGAAAAAGAAAAGGCGACAGAAAGAUGAGGGGUCUUACGAACACCUAGAGAGCAAGGGACACCCUGAGGCGCAAGCAGCUGGGGAAAACACAGAGGAGUUUUACAACAGGAUAGGCCCGAGGCGGGAUAGAGGAGACGGUGGAUGGGAGGAGCAACUUGGGAAGAGUGGAGGGAGGGGGAAGAAGGGUAAGAGCAGGAAGAAGAUUCCGCAGGAGUGGGGAGUGAUGGCAGAACCAUUUGUUCCUGCAUCAGCAGCAGCCUCUCAAAUCACAGAGGAUGAUGUGAUGGAUUUAGGAAGUUCUCCUCAGCUGGAGUCAUCAUUCGCAGACAUGGAUAACAGCUCUUGGAAGACAGAAGUCUUCCCAGAAGAAGGCCUAGUACCCAAGCCCCUAUCUGAGGACCUCUUCUCUUCAACAGCUGCUAGCAUCAGCCCAUUGGUCCUGAACAGCGAGCUGAAAGCCACAGCUGCUCCCUUCACGAUGCCAUCUGCUGUAACCGACGGAGCACCACUCGGCUCCUUCCCCAUGGCCCUCCACCCUGAUGAUGAAUUCAGCCUCCUCAUGGAUACUGAAAAUGCCAGCUUGGGUAACAGCAGCCAGGUGGUUUUGCCAGCCUUCUCUCCAGGGAACGAAACAAGGGCUAGUGACAUGGUCGACAGUGGGAUGUUUGACAACACCAGCUCUUUCCAGGAGUCUGGUGUUCAGGGUGUACCAGAAGGAGACACCUCAGCUUUCAGUCCAGCAUCUCAGCCAAGUCCUGGCUUUUCACCCAGAGGUGAAGUGUUAGCCUCAGCCCCUCCUCUCUCACCUUCAGACGCUUCAUGGCUCCUGAACAACUCCAACAUCACAAGGGACAGCGAGCUCUUUGACUUCAGCGAGGCCAACACUUCAGGCGAUCCUGUCAGCUUGGGCCUCUCCUUUGACACUCCGAGCCCGGCCCCUCUUCGCUCUCCCAAAACCACAGCUCAAGAUUUCCAACCCAAAGAGCAGAAAGACGCCCAGAAACAGUCCAAGAAGUCUCAUUCUUCGUCGUCCUCCUCUGCAAAGAGUCCCACCUCGCCAGGAGCUCAGAAGUUUUCUCCACAAGCAUCCCCAGUCAUCAGCCCCUCUUCCUCUCCAGCAGCAAAUCCUUUGGAAUUUUCAGCCUCGGGCCUCAACCCUGCAGCUAAACCCUUCUUCCCAAGUUUUGCUGAUUCUGCAGAAGAACCAGCCGUGGUCCCUCCAGUUGACCCGUUCAUGGAAGUCAAGUCCAGCAUGACGGAGAAGAAGGAGGAGAAAAAGGAUGACAAUGUCAAGAAGACUGAAUUCUUUGAACCUCUGGAGAAAGCUGAUCAGAAGAGCGUGAAGGUCGAGUUUGUGAGCAGCGAGACUCCAGGCAAGGUGGAGAAAGAAGCAGAGAAAGAUAAACAGCAGGAGGCACAAAAAGAGAUGGAAAAAGAGGCAGAGAAGCUGAAAGAGAAGGAGAAAGAGGCAGAGGAGCAAAGGAAAAAGGAAAAAGAGGCGGAAAUGUUGAAAGAGAAAGAGAAGGAAGCAGAGAAGCUGAGAGAGAAGGAGAAAGAAGCAGAGAGGCAGAGAGAGAAGGAAAAAGAAGCAGAGAAGCAGAGAGAGAAGGAGAAAGAAAGAGAGAAGGAAAAAGAAGCAGAGAGGCAAAGAGAGAAGGAAAAAGAGGCCGAAAAGGCAAAAGAACUGGAGAGAGAGGCUGAAAAGCUUAAAGAGAAGGAAAAAGAGGCCGAAAUGUUGAAAGAGAAAGAAAAAGAGGCAGAAAAGCUAAAUGAGAAAGAGAAAGUGGAAGACAAAACUGAGCUGAAAAACGCAGAGAAGUUUGAGAAAACCGAAGUGAAGGAUGUCAAAGAGCCGCACGUGGACAAAGAGGAAAAGGCCCCAGAGCAACAGCCGACACCUGCCAAACUCGAUACUGAUUCUGACAAGGUGGAGAAGAAGGCCGACAACGAGACUAAGGCAACACUAGAGGUUAAAGAAAGUAAGAAAGAGGAGGAGGACAAAGCACAGAAGAUGGAAAAAGGCGACAAACUGACAGAAAAGUUGGAGGAUAAACAGAAAAGUGAAAAGAAUGAGAAGCAAGCCGAGAAGAAGACGGUGGAGAAGAAGGAUGAGAAGAAGGAAAAAGCUGCAGGAGAGAAGGCCAAGAAAGCAAAAACUGAGAGCAGCACCACACCGAGCAAAGAGCUGGCAGACAAGAAGACUAAGCUGGCUGCUGGGGCAGCCAAACCCAGCGCUGCAGCCAAAACACGGCCAAGCAGCACGGCUGCUGGUGGUUUGACCACAGCCACGACUAAACGCCCCACACCCUCAACCACCACCACCACCUCAGACAAAAAAACCACCACAACCAGGCCACUAUCCACAGCCGCCGCUGGCCCUAAACGGCCCUCUACCACCAGCUCCACCAGCCGCCCUACAUCCUCGACCACCACCUCGACUAUACGUGAUGUUAAGCCCAAGACCACAGCAGAGAAGCGCCCCCUUGUGCCAAAGGCUAGCACUGCAACAACAAGCUCCACUGCCACCACCAAAAAUGGAACUGCCACCACAGCGGCCAGCAAAACCGCCUCAUCAGUGCGCACAACUGCUGCUACUCGCACCACCACUACUACCACUGCAGCCAGGAAGCCUCUGGCCUCCAAGACCGACAGCAAACCGGGAGAGGAGAAGAAGCCCAGCACUCUGAGGACUUCGACAGCAGACUCUACCAAGCCCAAGACCACCACCACCGCACGCAGCUCUACUGCCAACGCCGCUGCCUCUCGCACUCGAACCACAGCAGCCAAGCCGGUGACUUCAAACUCCACCACCGGAACGGCAGAGAAGAAACCCCCUGUGCCACGUGCUGCCCGGGCCACCUCCUCCACAACUGCCACCACGACCACCACCUCCACCUCGAGGACCACAGCUCGUCCUGGCACGGCACCGACUCCUGACAUCCGUAACAUUCGCUCUAAGAUUGGAUCGACAGACAACAUGAAGCACCAGCCAGGAGGAGGGAAGAUGUCAUCUGCCUCUCAGAGCAGGGGCCUCGCCUCCAAAGACACAAGCCAGGGCAAAGUUCAGAUAGUCUCCAAAAAGGUGGACUUCAGCCACGUCACCUCACGCUUGGGCUCCAAGGAUAAUAUGAAGCAUGUUCCUGGUGGAGGGAAAGUGCAGAUCCUCAACAAGAAGGUGGAUGUGAGUAAGGUGACAUCAAAGUGUGGUUCCAAGGACAACAUCAAGCACAAACCUGGCGGUGGCGAUGUGAAGAUCGAGUCCCACAAAGUGAACUUCAGGGAAAAGGCUCAGUCCAAAGUGGGCUCCAUGGAUAAUGUGAGCCACUCACCUGGUGGAGGAAACAUCAAGGCUGAGGGGGCCCAGGAGACAGCAGAGGGGAAUGAGACUCCCCUGAGUGGUACCUCGGCCCCUGGCUCCGAGCCAGGGCAGGCAGGUGGCGCUGCUGCCCAUGAGAAUGGGCUGAAGGAGGGGGCUCCCUGUGAUAGUGAGGGCCUUCGAGAGCCCCAGGCUCUGGAGUCAGGCAUCCCAGAGACAAGCAUCUAAUUCUGCUAUCCCUCUGCCCUCCUCAUUUCAACCCCCCCACACCAACACCUCCUCCCCUCCCCAAUUCUCCUUUUUUCUAUAUUUUUCUCUCUCCCUCACCCUCCUCUCCCGGUCUCCCCUCUUCCCUGCCCCUUUUUUUAUUUUUCU
Cheilinus undulatus (humphead wrasse) is the source of this 4526-nucleotide messenger RNA. RefSeq names its product microtubule-associated protein 4. Gene Ontology annotation, biological process: microtubule cytoskeleton organization; neuron projection development. Lineage: Eukaryota; Metazoa; Chordata; Actinopteri; Labriformes; Labridae. The coding region runs from base 3 to 4379 and encodes 1458 amino acids. The transcript is spliced from 18 exons. Gene Ontology annotation, cellular component: neuron projection. The record is from RefSeq and is a predicted model, not a curated record. Gene Ontology annotation, molecular function: microtubule binding.